Molecule: messenger RNA, 1948 nt
Organism: Salvelinus namaycush (lake trout)
Lineage: Eukaryota; Metazoa; Chordata; Actinopteri; Salmoniformes; Salmonidae
Product: protein ADP-ribosylarginine hydrolase-like
Exons: 4
Coding region: 190-1293 (367 amino acids)
Biological process (GO): protein de-ADP-ribosylation
Molecular function (GO): magnesium ion binding; ADP-ribosylarginine-[protein] hydrolase activity
Source: RefSeq, a predicted model, not a curated record
UUUAGGAAGUGCUUUUCAUGGCUCGUCGUGGUUGAAUUGUUUCCUUGUAAGGAGCUGAGCGGGAUUGGAUUCUGCACAAUCGAAACUAAACAAUCGCAUGAAGGGGACCGACACUCAAGGUCUGCCUAUAUAAGUCUUUACGAUCAACCCUCAGCACAAGAAGUAAUUGAACACCAACCAGAUCUCACCAUGUCAGACACGGUCCCCCUGGAACAGAGGUACAAGGCCAGCAUGGUCCUGAGUGGAGCAGGAGAUGCCCUGGGCUACAACCAUGGUCACUGGGAAUUUGAAAAUGAUGGAGUGUUCAUACAUGAGGAAGUUCAGAAGAGAGGAGGUCUAGGGAAGCUGGAUGCCAUAGACUUCCCUGUUAGUGAUGACACCGUCAUGCACCUGGCUACAGCUGAGGCUCUGGUCAAGGUAGGGAAGGGGAAAGGGGCGUCCCUCCCUGUGCUGUAUCGAGCCCUGGUGGAGAAGUACAUUGUAAGCAUGACAGACAUGAAUGGAAGAGGAGCAGGCCUCACCUGCAUGAGCAGCGUUGCAAAGCACAGACAGAGAACUGACGAGGACAUUAAGAUUCCCUUUGACAAGAGGGGCGGAGGGUGUGGGGCAGCCAUGAGGGCCAUGUGUAUCGGCCUGCGCUUCCCCGACCCUGAGCAGGAGCACCUGCUGAUAGCAGUAAGUGUGGAGAGUGGGCGUCUGACCCACCACCACCCCACAGGCUACCUGGGAGCCCUGGCUGCAGCCCUGUUCACGGCCUACGCAGUGAGGGGCACCCUGCCCGUGGAGGCCUGGGGACACAGACUCCUGGAGGUCCUGGACAAAGCCAAGGAGUACGUCAGGCAUUCGGGCAAUUGUGUGGAGCUGAACAUGGAGCACUGGGACUACUUUGGAAUUCAGUGGAAAUCCUAUUUAGAAAAGAGAGGCAUUCUGGAUGGGAAGAGCAAACCUCAGUUUCCAGAGUCCUACGGAGUGAAGGAGAGGGAGAGUUUCUAUAGGGCGGUGAGCUUCAAGGGUUGUGGUGGCGCCAGUGGGCAUGAUGCUCCCAUGAUAGCUUACGAUGCCCUUCUGAAAGCAGGCGACUCCUGGGUUGAGCUGGCCAAUCAUGGCUUCUUCCAUGGUGGGGACAGCGACUCCACGGCCGUGAUCGCUGCUGCCUGGUGGGGCGCACUGUUCGGGUUCAGAGGGGUGCCAGAGAUCAACUACCAGAGGCUUGAGUACCGUGACAGGCUAUCCAAACUAGGGCAACGACUAUACGAGCUCAGGGGAAAAUCUCUUGGAACUGAGAAAGAGUGAUGUAAAUUAAUCCAAUAGAUGGUUAAAGGUGAAAUUCAUUACAUAUCCUGCAGAUGAUCAGUCAUUUCUACUUUUUUGACACUAAUUUUGCAUCCUUUGGUUUUUUUAUUACAUAUUUUUUAAGAAUAUGACUGGAUCUGGAAAGAUUUAUAGAGGACUUGUGAUCUCAAACUGCAGUCUACCUACUGACGAGGAGAUGGAGCCAGAAUGUUCUGUAUAAUAACAAACCUUUUCUGUAAUGGCAACAUUUAUUUAUUUCCAGCCUAUAAUCAAGUCUUCACUAACAUACAUUGAUGCUGCAGUUGUGCUAUUAUUGUACCAUUUUAGCUAUGGCAGAGUGUAAAAACGGAUUGUUUUACUUCUGAUUAGACUGAUGUUAAAGGAAGACUAAAUGAAGUCUACAAGUACAGUGGUGACCAGAGGGUGGCAGUGUAACUUAACAAAUCACUCUUAACUCUUUCCUGUCUCGCUCUCUCAAUUAAUUCAAUUUCAAUUUAAGGUCUUUAUUGGCAUGGAAAACAAAAGCAAGUGAAAUAGAUAAUUAACAAAAGUGAAAUAAUAACAAAUUAACAGUAAACAUUACAGAUGUUCCAAAAGAAUAAAGACAUUGUAACGAUGUACAAAAGGGAAAAUAAAUUAACACGGGUUGUAUUUA